AUGAAUGUUCCGGUUGCUACUGAACGCAAAUCAUUUUUACCCUUACGAACACGAACAAAUACAGUUGUAGAAUCUAGAAGUAUACCUAUUGUAUCUCGUCGAGCAACAACUGUUACGCCGCCAAUGCCAUUGGCUGUGCAUAAUGACACUAAAUCAUCAUUUACAGUUGGCGAUCGUGUAAUAAUAAAUGGACUUAAAAGUGGAAUACUUCGUUAUAUAGGUGCAGUAAAAUUUGCUCAAGGAUUAUUUUGUGGGGUUGAACUCGAUGAACCCGACGGUAAACAUGACGGACAAGUGAACGAUAUUCGAUAUUUUCACUGUAAAACAAAUUGUGGAAUAUUUGUACCACAUGAUAAAGUUGUUUUAGCACCACAAAAACGAACAUUGACAUCACAACGAACAAUUAGUCGUUUAAAACCUCCAACAACCAUGACACGUUCAUUUACACUUCCAACACCAAUACAUGAUGAAAUUGAACAAAUUCAAAUAAGAACUUCUCAAACAUCUGCUCAUUUACCAGAUAUUAUUCCAAAUUCGACAAAUUCUAUUCAAUCAAUAACAAAAAUCGAGACAAUUAAUGAAUCAAUAAUUUCUGAUAAUCAUGACAUUAAUAAAUCAACAUCAGAAACAAAAAUCAUCAUUGAAUCUAAAUCCAUAACAACUGAUGAACCUUCAGAAACUAUUGAAGCUGAUUUUACAGAUAGUGUAUCAUUAAUUUUACAUCAACUUCAACAAGAACAAAAAACUUUCUUUGAUCAGCCAUCGGUUUCAAUAACAACCAGUGAAGGGGCAAUUGAUGAUGAUGAUGAUGAUGAUGAUGAUGAUGACGAUGAAUUAGACACUGAAAGUAUUAAUGAAUCAGUAAUGAGCGAACAAAUACAAUCUGCUCAUCGUUUAUCUUCUAUGAUUAAUUUAACAAAAUCUAUCCAAACAGAUUUAUCAUUUGAUAUAAAUGAUAAUAUAACAUUUGUUAAAAAUAAUUUAUCAAAUGCUAAACCGCCAUCAAAUUCAAAUAAACAAUUAAGUAAUUCAACAAAAUCGAUCGAUAAAUCUAAAAUAAACACUCAAGAUAAUAAAGUUAAUGCUUUUAUGAGAAAAGCAAGUAUACCAACUCCUGUUUUAGGAGCCACAAAAGAUUUUCAACGAAAAUCAUCUAUCCCACUAACGAACAGUUUAAAUGCUCUUCCAAAAACAACAUUAAUACCACCAAAAAAGAAACUUUCAUCCAUGAACAAAGUAAACUCAACAACAUCAUUAGGAUCACAAUUGAGUAUAAUUUCUUUUUUUAAUCAUACAUUUAUUAUUAUGAUCAAGUGUUUCUAUUUAGAACUCAAUCAAUCCGUUUCACCAUCGACUUCCGUUACUAGUAGUCAAUCCGAUUUAACAUCUAAUCAACAAAAUAAAUCGAAAAUUCCUUCAAAACCAAAAUCAGGUACAACUCGAGCAAUAUCUCAUUCGAUUGAUGCUACUUUAGACAAAAAAUCUAAUCAUUCUUGUCAUAGUCUUGAUGUAGCUGAUAAUCAAUUAAUCAUGGAAAAAAUUGUUUAUCAAUCACUUGAAGUUACUAACGAACGUUUAAAAAAACAAUAUCAACAAUUACUUAAUCAUUUUGACCUUAUGUAUAUUUUAAGUCAAUAUUACAUGACCGAAAAUGAAAAAAUCAAAAAUCAAUAUGAAUUAAAACUAUCGAAAAUUCAAAUAGUACAUAGUCAAUUAAAAAUUUUCAUCGAACAAUUACAAACAUCUUUUAAAAAUGAAUUAGCUACAUUGAAUGAACAACAUCAAAAUCAAAUUAAUAUAAUGAAAGAAACUUCGAAGGAAAAAUCUAUUGAAUAUCAACAACAGAUUGAUAAACUAUUGAACGAAAAAAUUGAAUUAGAAACUCGUUGUACAUCAUUACAAGAACAAGUUGAUAGAUUUAUGGAAGAAAUGGCAAAUAGUGAACAUGCUGAUCCUUUAUUACGUCGUGUUGAAACACUUGAAAAAGAUAAAGCAAGUUUACAAACAGCACUUGAAAUAAAAAAUCAAGAACUAACACAAUUAAGAACUAAAUUUAAUGAACAAGUAUUUCAACGUGAGGAUCAAUUAGCAUUACAAAAACGAAUUGAUAUGGCUGAAAAUCGAAAUCAAGAUCUUGUAUGUCUUCUACGAAAUUGGCAAUUAAACGAAAAAGCAACUGUUGUUGAACGUGAUCAACUAAAGGAACUAUUAGCACAAUUAGAACGAGAUAAACGACAAUUAAUAUUUGAAAAUGAAACAUUACUUUAUAGUCUUCGUCAACGAUCAUCAUCAACGUCAUUAACAUCAACAUCAAAAUCGAACUUUAAUACGUGUUCUACACAAAAAGUUCGUGAUCGAGUACAUAGUUUUUCAUCAAUAAUAACAACAAAUACUCCUAAGAAGGGGCGUCUUACACGCUCAUUAUCAUUGAACUGUAUUUUAAAUCGUUCACCAACGAGUAGUACAUCUCGUUUUUAUGAUCAUCUAAAUACCAAUCACAUUUUAUCAGUUCAACGUCUUCGAAAAGAGGAACGUGAUCUUGAUGUUGACGAAGAAAAUUGGUUUAAUGAUGAUAUAGAUGAAAAUAAAAUUUCCUCACUUAAUCAUGGUACACUAUUUAACGAUGGUUCGGACGAUGACGAUAGUCAACCAGAAAUAGCUAGUGCAAUAUCAACCGGUGAACCAUCAAGAACUCAUCAUUCUUUAUCGGAUAAUGAUGAUGAUGACGAUCUGUCACCAUCAUCACAUGCUCAUUAUAAUAAACCUGUUAUUAGUAUUCAUAUUGGACGUUCACCGAUGCCGUCAUCAUCAUCGACUACCGAUCUUCCACUUGAUACAUCUUCUCCUACAUCAUCACAAAUAGUUGAAGCUUCAUCUCCAUACGCGAUGAGUCCAGCUUUAUCGAGUAUUGCUGAUCAAUAUAAUGAUGAUGACGAUGAUGAAGAAGAAGAAGAAGACGAAGACGAAGAAGAAGAAGAAGAAGAAGAAGAGCCAGAAGAUGACGAAGAAGAAAAUAACAGUGAUUCAUAUUCAAUACUAAAAAAACGUAAAUUAGAUAAUAAUGAUCAUGAACGAAAUAAAGUUUUCAAACCAAAUAGUGAUCAAUCAUAA
Rotaria sp. Silwood2 is the source of this 3111-nucleotide messenger RNA. NCBI's taxonomy places the organism in Eukaryota, Metazoa, Rotifera, Eurotatoria, Philodinida, Philodinidae. The record is from the annotation of a GenBank genome assembly.